AUGUUACCGGAUAUAGUGGCACUGACUCUGGAAUCUGUAGUUCUGACUCUAAUGCUUUCAUUUUCACUAGAAUGUGCGCAGCCUUCUGCAAUCCUCAAACGAUGCUGAGCAGGCAGACAGAAUUAGAGCAGAUGUGUUAAGCGUACAGCAAGCCUUUGACAGUGUAAGGACGUGGUUUCCACAAAUAUAAUUUAAACAGGUCGAUCGAAAACUUCCUGGAUUCACUCAGGAUUUCCUCAGGGGUUUCAUGGAACGCUUUGGAUUCAAGACCGUUCUGGACGUGGAAGAAAUGACUUUGCGGCUGUCCUCGAUGGAUGUGGAAAGUAAGGCAUACAUACUCUGAUAUCCUUUUAAGUUCCACACUACCUUUCAAGCGUUCCUCACUGCCAAGUACUAGAGAAAAAUGCGGCUGAUUUAAAACAUGUUCUAAGCCGAAUCCCUACCGAGAUUGGUCAUCGAAAUGAAUUCAUUGCGCUCAUAAAGUAAGAAUUUUCCCCCUAAUGGCCCAUCUUUAGACAAAUUGCUAAUGCCAUUAAAAACCUCUUGGACUGCAUUAAUCUUAUUCUCAAUGCACUCACACCUGGGGUGACCAAACAAGGACUUGAUGAGCACAUGCGUAAUUUCGUCGAAUACUCUCGAAAGUUUAGUAGUGCCCUAAAGAAGUUCUUCCGCGAUCAUGGGUACGUUUUUAGUAUUCGAAGUUAUUUUUUGACUUGUAUCUUGCCUUUGACGUCAACUAAGCGCAAACGUUUGCCAAAUGAACAAUCAGCCGGGUUAGCGGGUACUUCGUCUGCGUCAGGCAACGAUUACCAACCCUUUCAGGGCACGAUUGUGGCUACCGCAUGAUCUUUUCAUGGGGGAAUAGAACUGCUCAAAGUUUACCCCAGUAAUUCUCCUUACGUCGACUAUAUGCGAAUGAUAAGACAAGGUAAAAGCGGCCUGAGGUUACCAUGGGCGCUGUGGCUAACAAAGUUGAAUAGCUCGUUUGUAUGUAUCGCGCACGACGUGGUCUCUAGCUAUAGACUAAUUGCAGUUCGAAAAAAAAAAAGUUGCCGGGCAACCUUUAAGUGAACGUCCGGCAACAGGCAUAUUUAAAAGGGGUCCUUGUGCCGUGCCUCUCAAGUUUUGAGAGCUGAGUUGUCUAGUCAGUUGGACACCUUGAGUAUAAGUAUUAGAUGGACAAGUUUGCAUAUCCAACUCAGGUGGCAGAUUUUUAUUGACCCGAGAUCGACUCCUUACACGCGACCUCGAUGCAGGGCCCCAUUUUAUCUUCCGUUGGCAAAUUGGAGAAGGUGAUCGAAUAGUGGACUACUCAAAAUGCACACAAAGGGUGUUGUGACAUGAUAACCAUUGUUUGCACUACAAAUAUCGCCUUUGUGUGCUCAUAAGGCGCUCUAUGGCAUCGUAAGUAGCGAUGUCUGUGCCCUUUUCUUGAACGCAUGGAUUUUUAGCGCAAGACAAUAUUUACAUGCGUCGGAUGACUACUUCAGAAGCCAUUUGAUCUUUUUUGUUUCUAAAAACGUCAAGAAACAUCCCUUUGUCGUGUUGUCAAACGUUACGUUUCUACCAAGACGAAGGAUUCAUUCGCCUUCCGGGCCUGGAAUUCCGAUAUUCCCGAAACAGGAGUGAAUCGAACCUCUAUCGAACUGUUUCUCCUCCGAAACCAGAAAUAGAAACAACGUAAACUCCUUUAACCUGAUCAAACGGUGCAUCACCGAAAAUGAUGUUUAAAAAUCGAACUGACUAGAAUAGUUAGGCGGCAUUCAUUAUUCUAUCUGAGGAAAUUAACCUGAACAGUACAAGACACUGAAUGUGGCACACUUCUUCGGCAUUCUUAACCCUUUUAUAUAUGCGAUUAUUUUUGAAAAGCUCAAUGAUGUAUUUGAGCUCAGAAAUAUAAACGCAAAACUAGAUUAAUAGGUUUACCAACUCUUAUGCCUAGAAACCUUUCAGUGCUACUAUAGACCGUGGUUCAGACAUCCUUCCGCACUUCGGAAAUGCCGUGAGCUUGGGUCAGAAAAGUUAUUGAGCUACCGUCGUGCAUAGAAACAAGUUAAGCAACUCAGAUGCUGUUCCCCGAAGCGAUUCGAAGUUUGCCGAAGUCAUGAGAGCGUCGCGUAGGUAACUCCCAUAUGUUUUUAAUGGUGACAGGCUUGAAUAUCGUAGUGCCAGUGUUGUUGUAGGCGCGGUUUACGCAAAGGAGCCCGGAAAGCCCGAUGCGAGUCACACGUUGUAAGCCUGAACACUUGAAAAUGUUUGCGUCAGAAGCACUACUGGAUUUUUCGGUUUUGCGUUUUUGUCGCAUCUACCUUGCCUCCUAUUAUCAGUUGACGUCGAAUUCUGUUGCUUCGUUUGCACAGCAGCACUCCAUGCCUCAAUACUGGGCGGGGAUUCAUCAAGGCCUUCUCUGACCUUUCAUCCCCUGUUUGUAGGCGCUCGUAGUAGUGUCACCGUAGAACGGUCGUUAACGAAGGCACUGAGCUGGCAUCCUCAUAACGUGACUGCUCUAUUAAACUGAUUCUUUUGCAACUCCGCAGAGUUGUCGAGCAUGCCAGCUAAUAACAAGACCGGUCCCCGUUCAUAUCCACAAUCUUGGGAAAAUCUAAACACUUGGAAGUUUUUUACUCGUACUCGGUAGAUCACCAUUAAGCGAGCACUUAAUAGGCAAGUGUCGUCAGAACGACGUCUGUAUGCAUAAUCAACUUGACGUUGAUCAUUUCGCCACCCCACAAAGUCUAGAAUUGUUUAGAAAUUCCUAACUGUUGUUUCUUCGUUGGUUCCGUAUCCUGUUAAGAUUGCGUUUCGCGAGUAGAGAAGACAGAUCCACAAGUACAAAUUUCUGGUCAGUGUUAACCGUAGGUUAAAUUUAUUUCUCGGUUGGCGCCACUUUUUGCGUGGAAUAUAUUUGACUUUUUCUGACAGCCUUGGUGAGUCCGGAGACAAGGAGGCCCAGGCUACACUACAUGUCUACUGCGGUUGUGAUGAUAAAUUCUGUUAGCUAAUGUAAUUUCGUGCAUCGUACCUUUGGGGACCUAUUAUAGUCGUUUAGGUCCUUUUAUCAUGGUGAACGUUUGCCAGUAUCGUGAAGUCGCCUGGGAUGAGUACGUAAUCAGGCUUUACCCCGCUUAUCAUUACAGAGGUUUCCUGUGUCGACCUGUAGAUGUUUCUGAGCAAUCCCUACCCUAUCGACUUCAUUAUUCUGGCAAACUGAAGGCCUCUGAUGACGCCCGCCCUGUUGACCGUUUGUUUCAACAACGCACCCGAGGGCCCAUCCAAAUUACAAUUUUUGUCUUGGGCCAGUAACUGGUAUCUCAUCCCUUGUGCCUAUGGCAAGGGUUACAUGCGAAAGCGAUCCAAAAUCAUACAUUCGUGUAUUUUGGCCAAAGCCAACUCACUUUAGUCCUUGGUCCCUGAGUCAACCAAAUGUCCGAAACGAAAAUUACUAACCCAUCUGCCUUCGAAUUAGUUUGCACAUCCUUCUGUUCCCCAAACACCCCCGACAACUUCUAAAUCUUCAUUUGGAGCUUACUUUGCCUUAUUGUCACCCUCCAUAACUCCCGGCGAACUUUUGUGGAAGUGGGGUGGUCAGGAAUUCAGAUAUUCGGGCUAAGUAGGAAAAGCAAAAUUUCCACCCGAACCAUUUUGUAGGCGGAUGCAGCCUAUGGCAGCAACCUCAAGUCUCCCCUGCCGGUCGCAAUUUUAUCACAGAGUGCUUUUCUCCUCUCGUUCGCCACUGCUUUUUACAAGUUGUUACAAAGUUCCCUAGAUCUUUCACGUGAUUACAGUUUGUGCUUGCGUCUAAAGACAUCCUCUUACUGUUAUGGAAAACUGAGACGGUCGUGCUUCAGUGCCUCGUGCGUUUCGUUACUUCCACUUCCCACUGAUGGUUUCAGCCGCCAGAUUCUGCGAUAUGAAGUAGAGGGGUCGCGUCUAAUUCUGCAAAGGUGUUGUUUGCAUUGAUUUAAAUCCCGCCAAGCUCUUGCAGAAAAUACAUUAAGUUAAAAGCUAUAUGGGAAUUUCACGUGUCAAAUAACCAUCUAACCAUGUUACAUUUGAAUGUGUGGCCCAAUGACCCAGUGAGCCGCAGGGGCACCGACUAUUCCAUAGGACUUUGCUAUGGCCGUAUCUGCCAAUGGAAUGGCCCAGACUUUAGGCUCGACGUCAGUAUCUUUAUUGACUGGCCUACGAAAUGUAUGUGUCAUACGAAUCAUCUGGGGGUUUAUUUCCCUUCUUGUCUCACGUACUAUAUAAAAUUUCUUGCAUUUCCAGAUGUGGUAAGUAGUUAUUGUAACUUACUCGACGCUGGACGCCCAGUUUAUGGAAACUAUUUUAGCAGCAUAGUGCUUCAUUCAUUUAUUUUCUUCAAUCCGACCACUUAUUUUUCGCUAGCUUGACUGUCUCCGUUGUAUCACUAUUAUCUGUCCGAUCCUUCAGACGUUUCACCGGUUUGGUGGUCCCCACUCCAUGUCUAGAUGUUAAUUUUGUGCAUAACGCGUGAGGAGCCUGUGUGCUUGUGACCGCGAAACCUCGUUAUCACAAUUUUCGUGCCGUUAUCCUGUUUCGGGAAAAGCAUUUUCAACAGUGCGCUGCAUCUACUCUUUCGUCGUAAUUUCACCGUUGCCGUCUUUGAACCAAAAACUGGACUUCAAAAUUUCAUUGAACCCGUUGCUUCUGCUUUUCUUUGCUAUUUCGGUCACUUUCUACUUAUACGUAUUGUAGAUAAGGUCUACUUAGAGAUACUUCUGUUAUAGAGCAUAAUUUAGCGUUACAUCAAAUGGAACAGCAUGCUUGCUUUAGGCUGAUAAUAUACGUAACUGCCUGCUUUCGAAAAUAUCCCCUUUUACUUGGUGUGCGCUUUGUCCAUUUCCGAUUUUUCCUGGAAUGUAUUCGCGAAAGUUCUACUUCCUAUACUGCUUUCGUAGAAAAUGAUGUCAUGUCCCGGAAAGGGGAUAUUUCCUUUAAUUAAGUAGUAAUGCUAAUGGUUACUGUGCUGGCCUUAUCAUAGUAAGCGGAAUAUACUAUUAGCUUAUUGUUAUUGUUGCUUGCCAAAUGAUCCACACAUUUUCCGCUAUCUCGCAAGCGUCAGGUCUUUUUCAAACACUAUAAUGCAAAGUAGCGUGCUUUCAACUACCACGUAUACCACGCAACGGGGAAGCUUUGGAAACCGUUAAAAGGCUGCCUCUUUUAAAGAACGCAUGAUUUCCUGACUCGAGUUCUUACAAAGAAUCUAUCAGAGGUUAGAUCCUCGGUCGUCUUUUAGCAAGUGUAAUAGAUUAGUGCUGGCAGUGCGUAGUCUGCAUGCCUAAUCCGUUAUUAUUUUCACCUACUUUAUCGAAAUUAACUGGACAGGAUUUCGAUCGAAGACCCCUUUGGAAUGUUUUGCUUAAUUUCUCUCCGAUUUUCGCGCCUUUUCAACCGUGGAUCCUCUUCCUGUACGAUUGUUCAAAUGAUACUGGUUGCUCGUCACUGUGCGAUUGUGCGCAAUAACUCUAGGUCGAAGCUUCAAGGCAAUGCAAACUCUUGUUCCGUCUUGUGGUCAGGAUAAAUGGGUAAAUGCUAAAGGAGUGGCGUCCACUAGUCCUGGUCUCGGGACAGAAUUUAUCACCUUCAUUUUCUUUUGACUCCUUUUCCUGCUGUCUUUUAGGUCUACCGAGUUGUUCGCAAGCGCCUACAUGCUAGUUCAGCAGACCAAUCUGAUCCUCCUGUUCAUACGCAAUAAGCGCUGA
Messenger RNA from Spirometra erinaceieuropaei, 5726 nucleotides. NCBI's taxonomy places the organism in Eukaryota, Metazoa, Platyhelminthes, Cestoda, Diphyllobothriidea, Diphyllobothriidae. The record is from the annotation of a GenBank genome assembly.